Cornus florida is the source of this 3723-nucleotide messenger RNA. Its product is annotated as probable leucine-rich repeat receptor-like serine/threonine-protein kinase At3g14840. Gene Ontology annotation, molecular function: protein kinase activity; ATP binding; protein binding. NCBI's taxonomy places the organism in Eukaryota, Viridiplantae, Streptophyta, Magnoliopsida, Cornales, Cornaceae. Bases 460 to 3474 code for a protein of 1004 amino acids. Gene Ontology annotation, biological process: protein phosphorylation. The transcript is spliced from 24 exons. The record is from RefSeq and is a predicted model, not a curated record.
AACCUUAUCCUCAUUCUAAACAAUAAGUGAGCUAUCAGGAAUCCACCACCUAUCCCAAAAAAAAAAAAAAAAAAAAAAAAAGAGUUCAGAUUCUUGAAUGUUGGUAAGACUAAUAUUCCUUCUGCAUGUAUGUGUCGUCUUCCACGCGAUGAGGUCGUCUUCGAUCACUCUCUCUAUCUCUUUCUCUCUUCAAGAAAAGAAUUACUGGCCAUUAACUGUUCCCUCUCUCUAUAACCAUUAAGUCUUCCCUAAGUCUCUAUCUCUCUCUCUCUCUCUCUCUCUCUCUCUCUUCAAGAAAAGUAUUACCACUGUGGAACUAUAUGUCUCUUACUUACAUUAAUUGGCUCAAUUAUAUAUUGAACAUCCCAUGCCACUUCUCUCUAGUAUAAUCCAUUUAAGCAUUUGGUUCAUUUCAUCAUCUCAUUUUUAGCUCUACGUACCUAAUUAAUUUACUAGAACAUGUUCUUCUCACGACGUCGUCUUACUUCUUCUGUUAUUGUAUUAAUUUGCUUGGCCACUUUUGCAUCUGGCGAACCUACUCUUCCAACAGAUGAAGUGGAAUUAUUGAAAGAAGUAGCAAAGACGCUUGGAAAGACUGAUUGGAAUUUCAGUGUAAAUCCAUGCAAUAUUAGAGAAACGUCUUGGGUUUCCCCAGAAAAUGACCAUUAUAAGAAUAAUGUAACCUGUAAUUGCACCAUCUCCAAUGACGGCGUCUGCCAUGUUGUUAGCAUAGUUCUGAAAGGUCAGAGUCUUUCCGGGAAACUACCCCCUGAAUUGGCGAGAUUCCGUUACCUCCAAGAAAUUGACCUCACCCGCAACUUCCUUUACGGUACUAUUCCUCCAGAAUGGGGUUCCAUGCAACUAAAGACCAUCACAAUGCUUGGAAACCGAUUAACGGGUUCAAUCCCAAAAGAAAUUGGAAACAUCACCACACUCAAUACCUUAGUCCUCGAGUUCAAUCAGCUUUCUGGAGACCUUCCUUCGAACCUUGGGAGUCUUCCUCUCAUAGAGAAAAUGUUUCUAAGCUCAAACAAUUUCUCUGGGGAGCUGCCGGGAACAUUUGAAAGCCUUACCACUUUGAAGGAUUUUAGGAUCAAUGAAAACAACUUUACGGGAAAGAUUCCCAAUUUCAUCCAACGCUGGACAACUCUCGAAAAAUUGUUUAUUCAGGCUAGUGGUCUGGAUGGGCCAAUUCCUUUUGAAAUUUUUCUCUUGGGAAAUUUGUCUGAAUUGAGAAUCAGUGACUUAAGUGGAAGUGAAACACCUUUUCCACCUCGUAAAAGUAAUAGCUCAAAAAUGAAGAUACUGAUAUUAAGGAGCUGUAAUAUUACGGGACAAAUACCUGUUUAUAUUGGAGAAAUGACAACGUUGGACACCUUAGACCUCAGCUUUAACAGACUAAGUGGAGAAAUUCCAAGCACACUUGGUCUUCUAUCGACCACAGAUUACAUUUAUUUAACCGGAAACUUGCUAAAUGGAUCCAACCUUGCUUGGACGUCGAAAGUUCGAAACGUUGAUCUUUCAUACAACAACUUUACACUUGAUCAAUCAGCACAAUCUUCAACAUGUCAGAAAGUAAACUUGUUCAGCAGCUCUUCAGCGGGCAACACACCUGGAAAUGUUGCAUGCAUGAGAAGUUUUGUUUGUAAACGAAGAUACUCUUCUUUCCAUAUAAAUUGUGGUGGAGAAGAAGUAACUGUCGAUAAAAACACCAUAUAUGAAGGUGAUGACGAUGAAGGUGGACCAUCAUUCUUCUCCCAGUCCCGGGGUGGAACGAACUGGGCAUUUAGCAAUACUGGUCACUUCUUGGGCAACAACCUCACUGCAAAAAACUAUAUUUGGACUAGUGCUUCUACACUCUUUAUGAAAAAUUCCAAGUUGUACAUGACAGCAAGACUUUCUCCCCUCUCCCUGACUUACUAUGGAUUCUGUCUGCGAACUGGAAACUACACAGUAGGGCUUCACUUUGCAGAGAUCAUGUUUACUGACAAAAACUAUUCCAGUCUUGGAAGGCGCAUAUUUGACAUUUACCUUCAGCGAGAGCGGGUGUUGAAGGAUUUCAAUAUUGAAAGUGAAGCGGGUGGUGUUGGUAAGGCAAUCGUAAAAAAUUUUACUGCAGCAGUCACUAAUGGUACGUUGGAAAUCCGCUUCUACUGGGCUGGAAAAGGGACAACAGAUAUCCCUGAAAAAGGUGUAUAUGGUCCUCUAAUUUCGGCUAUUUCUGUGGAUCGUGAACAUGGAAAAAGUUUAUCAGCAGGCGCUGUGGCUGGAAUUGUGGUUGCAGUUGUUGCAUCCAUUACCUUCCUGAUUCUGGGAAUCCUUUGGUGGAAAGGCUGCCUGCGACUGACUGAUACAAUGGAUCAAGAUCUGAAGGGUCUUGACCUACCAACUGGUACAUUUACCUUACGACAGAUAAAAGCUGCCACAAACAAUUUUGAUGUUGCUAAUAAGAUUGGAGAGGGUGGUUUUGGCCCUGUUUACAAGGGACUUUUGUCAGACGGCACUAGAAUUGCUGUGAAGCAGCUUUCGUCCAAAUCGAAGCAAGGAAACCGUGAAUUUGUGAAUGAAAUAGGCAUGAUUUCUGCAUUGCAGCACCCUCAUCUUGUAAAGCUCUAUGGUUGCUGUAUUGAAGAAAAUCAAUUGUUGCUAGUAUAUGAGUACAUGGAAAAUAACAGUCUUUUUCGUGCUUUAUUGGGCACAGAAGAAUUGCAGUUGAAAUUGGAUUGGCCAACUAGGCAAAAGAUCUGCAUUGGUAUAGCUAGAGGUUUGGCUUAUCUUCAUGAAGAAUCGAGACUAAAGAUUGUCCAUAGAGAUAUCAAGGCCACCAACGUGCUGCUUGAUAAGGAUUUUAACCCUAAGAUAUCUGAUUUUGGUUUGGCCAGACUUCAUGAAGAGGACAGUACCCACAUAAGCACUCGGAUUGCUGGAACUUACGGAUAUAUGGCACCUGAAUAUGCAAUGCGGGGUUACCUGACUGACAAAGCAGAUGUUUAUAGUUUUGGAGUUGUCACAUUGGAAAUUGUCAGUGGGAGGAAUAACACCAGCCACGGUUCGAAGGGGGAAUGCUUUAACCUUCUUGAUUGGGCACUUGAAUUGAAGGAGAAGGGGGAUCUGCUGGAGCUAGUCGAUCCAAGGUUGGGACCAGACUUCAACAAAGAAGAGGUGUUGGGGAUGAUUAAGAUAGCUUUGUUGUGUACCGAUGUCUCGUCAGCAGUUAGACCUACCAUGUCUUCAGUGGUCAGCAUGCUCGAAGGUAGAGCAAUUGCUCAGGAGUUGAUUCCCGGUGCUCCAAGUAGCGCCAUGAAUGUCAAGGAAAUGAAAGAUGUGUACCAACACAGUCAUGAAACUGACUUGAGUAAAGACAGCCUGAUCCAAAGUAUGUCAGUUGAUGAGCCAUGGACUGCCUCUUCCACAUCUACCGCUGAUCUCUACCCAGUCAAUCUGAAUUCUGAUUAUUUGGUAUACAGAAAUUAGACAAAUUGUACAUGUUGUCUGGAGUCUUGAAUCUGAUUAUCAUCUUGUUUAUCCUUACGCCAUAUGAACGUAUAAUGCUUCUGAAACGUUGUAUAAAAAAAAGAUCCCAUGGCAAAAGGGAUACAUUUUUCUCUUUAGUGUUUGACUUGCAUUAGUGAAUCAGAUAUUGGUCCUUUGUUUUGGUCUUUUGGGAUGCUUUCUUUGUAUUAAUGUUAUUAUUAUGAAUGGCAGUUGAGUGAUCUUUUAAAA